This is a messenger RNA of Oncorhynchus tshawytscha (Chinook salmon), 15122 nucleotides long. RefSeq names its product probable E3 ubiquitin-protein ligase HERC1. The transcript has 81 exons. Gene Ontology annotation, molecular function: ubiquitin-protein transferase activity; protein binding. The record is from RefSeq and is a predicted model, not a curated record. Lineage: Eukaryota; Metazoa; Chordata; Actinopteri; Salmoniformes; Salmonidae. Bases 345 to 15032 code for a protein of 4895 amino acids.
UGCUUUUCCUGUGGUGCUGCUUUUCAUGGCAACCAGGCACAAUACUGUUGUUUCGUCCUGGCGAGACCGAAAACAUUUUGCCGGUGCCGUGUCGGGAGACCGACUUAAUGGAAACCUGGAUGUCUUAACUUGUUACUUAUUUGUAUUCAUUAAUUCUAGAUAAAUAAUUAUUUGUAAAACUUGUUUUUUCCCGUUAGCUGUCAACUGCAGUGGCACUGUAACGUUAGUUGCCAGCUGUAGCUAACGUUAGCUAACUGAGCGAACGAGGAAAGCAGAGACCGGGUGUGAAUAACACUGACAACAGAGCUGUAAUAACUCCACAGUGUAGAUAAUGAUCAGGAGAAAUGGUGCCUUGCCAGACCCACGUGAUGCUGAAGUGGCAGGAGCAUCUGAACAGCUCCUGGGCGGCGGAGGACAGCCAGACGGCCACGCGCCAGGGGGCUGCAGGACUCUACGCCAAACUGCUACACAAUAAGGAGGUGGUGGGGGUGGCCCAGCCUGUAAUGGACUUGAUUGGCCCGCGCCUGCCAGACUUCCAGUAUGAGUCCAGUGCUGCUGAGGAGCGGGAGGAGUACCUGUCGUCGUUACUCCACAGCCAGCGCUGCCUGGCCCACCGUGUGCUGGCCCGGACACCCUAUGCCCUGGGCCUGCACCACCGCCUCGUGGUCCUCCAGCGGAUAUACUACGCCCUCCACAGCAAGUACCACGACCGCUUCCGGGCUCCUGCUCCCCCUCAGACCAUGACUAGCCAGGACAGCGGGGCCAUGGAGCCUGCCUCAGAGCCCUGGCUGCCUGGAGGAGGGUCCAGAGUUAAAUCAGGGACGGACGUUCUGAUCGAGAUGGGCGUACGGACAGGACUGAGUCUCCUCUUCGCCCUGCUGCAGCAGAACUGGCGGUACGCCCGUGAGGACCCCGGAGUGGCGCUGUGUAACGAUGUGUUGGCUACCGCUUCCUCUGUCCUGGCCUCCCUGCCCCCUCUCUCUCUGGCCAACGAGAACAAAAUCCCAGCGGUGGGGCUGGACUGCCUGGCUCAGGUGGCAGACUUCCUGAAGAAGACGUCUGUGAGCUCUGGGAGUGGAGGGGCAGAUCGGGCGGGACGCAGGCUGGCUCUGGAGCUGCUGCUGGGUCUGGCUGUACAGAGGGGCUCCCUGAGAUUCCUGCUGGAGUGGGUGGAGGUGGCUCUGGCCGCCUCCUCUUCCUCUAUAACUUCCUCCACGGGGUCACAACAGUUACAGUCAGAGGGAGGAGUAGGCUAUGACCUCAUCUAUCAAACACUUCUUCAAAUGAGGCAAUACUCGGGUUUCCGUGGAGACUCUCUCAAUUCUCAGGCCCUGAAGAAGGAUGCAGAUGGACUCUGCAGUCUCUCCCACGUUGCUCUCUGCCUGUUUGAAGAGAUCUGUAACCUGGCGUCCAACUGCUUGUGUUCGUGCAGCGCGGGCUCAGCCUCCCCUGGUGGAGUGGAGAACGAUGCUGUCAUGGUGUAUGUGUGGGGCAGCAACAGCUCUCACCAGCUGGCUGAGGGCACCUUGGAGAAGAUCCUACAGCCCAAACUGGCACAGGGCUUCAGCGACGCUCAAAUGAUUGAAGCGGGACAGUACUGCACGUUCUCUGUGUCCGCGGACGGCUCAGUGAAGGCUUGUGGGAAGGGCAGCUAUGGCCGGCUGGGUCUGGGGGACUCCAACAACCAGUCCAUGCCCAAGAAGCUGGCCCUGGAGCCCCCGAGGAACAUGUGUAAGGUUUCCUCGUCCAAGGGCUCUGAUGGCCACACCCUGGCUGUCACAGGGGAGGGAGAGGUCUUCAGUUGGGGCGACGGAGACUAUGGGAAGUUGGGACAUGGAAACAGUGCCACUCAGAAAUACCCCAAGAUAAUACAAGGACCUCUGCUGGGCAAAGUUGUGGUGUGUGUGUCUGCUGGCUACAGACAUAGUGCUGCUGUAACCAACGAUGGAGAGCUGUACACCUGGGGAGAAGGUGACUUCGGCAGACUGGGCCACAGUGACAGCCACAGUCGUAACGUGCCUACGUUGGUGAAGGAUAUCAGUGGAGUGGGUCAGGCGGCCUGCGGUAGCUCUCACACCAUGGCUGUGGCUCAGGACGGACGCAUGGUGUGGUCUUUCGGAGGGGGAGAUAAUGGUAAACUGGGUCACGGGGACACUAACCGUGUGUACCGGCCCAAGGUGAUCGAAGCACUGCAUGGGUUCAUCAUCAGGAAGGUGUGUGCCGGGAGCCAGUCAUCUCUGGCUCUGACCUCUGCUGGACAGGUAUUUGCGUGGGGCUGUGGUUCAUGUUUGGGCUGUGGUUCCUCUGAAACCACAUCUCUGAGACCCAGGUUCAUCGAAGAGCUCAGUGUGACCAAGAUUAUUGAUAUUUCCUGUGGGGACAGCCACUGUCUGGCUCUGUCUCAUGAAAAUGAGGUGUAUGCUUGGGGGAACAAUGCCAUGGGGCAGUGUGGCCAGGGACACACCUCUACACCCGUCACCAAGCCGAAGAAAGUGAUUGGUCUAGAAGGAGUGUCAAUCCAGCAGAUCACCGCUGGCACUUCCCACAGCCUGGCCUGGACCGCUGUCCCCACCGACAGGCAGUUGGUGGCAUGGCAUAGACCGUUCUGUGUGGACCUGGAGGAGAGCACCUUUACCUACCUUCGUAGUUUCCUGGAGAGAUACUGUGACGGGAUAGGAGGAGAAAUGCCCCCUGCACCCUUCCCUUCCAGGAGGGAGCACCACCAGUUUGUCUUGCUGUGUAUGAAGCUGCUGUCCAUACACCUCUCUCUAGCCCAUGCUGGGGGCACAGGGGCCACAGUACUAGGGGCCCAAGGGAGGCCCCUCCGAAACCUGCUCUUCAGGCUCAUAGACUCCAGUGUACCUGAAUCCAUACAACAGGCGGUGAUGAACACUCUGUCCAUCGGAGCGUCUCUGCUGUUGCCCCCCCUCAGGGAGAGAACUGAACUGCUCCACUCACUGCUACCUCAGGGCCCAGAGAGCUGGGAGAGCCUCUCUAAAGGACAGCGUCUGCAGUUGGACAUGGUUCUGAACAGCCUCCAGGAGCAGUCCCAUGUGGCCUCUCUGCUGGGGUACUCCUCUCCUGGGGAGCUGACUGCUGGGGCUGGCCCCCUGGGGCCACCCCUGACCUCCAGCCCAGACCGGCCCAGCCCCAGCCCAGAGGCCCUCCACGACCAUCUCCACCUGGCUGAGAUGCUGCUCAAGACCCUGUUGCUCAGCAUCGGAUUCUACACGGAACGGGCGUUUGGUGAGCUGGAGAAGAACAGUGACAAGCAGCAGUCCAGCCGGUCCCAGAGACAGACAGAUCCUCCCUCUCACUUCCACCACCUCUUGUCAGCCCUGCACAAACACCUGCUGGCCCAUUGUUACAGCCAGACCAACACAGAGGAUGACAGCAGUGUGACGUUGCUCCACAAACACCUGUGUCUGCUGCUACCCUACACUGCCGAGACCUUCAGGAGGUCCACCAUCUUACUGGAGGAGAGCUCUCUGGACAAGCACGUCAUCCACAAGCUACACACGGUGCUCCUAAGCUCUGUAGCGGGCAGCCUGCUGUGCCAGGUCAUGUAUUCCCUGUUGCUGCUACCCCUGUGGGUGGUACGCCCGCUGCUCACCCACCUGCUCUGUCUGCUGGAGCACCUCAAUGAGUUCAACUGCCUGCUGCCAGACACUGCCCUGCUGGAAGAGAGGGAGCUGGAGGCAGCAUGUUCCGGACAGCUGGAUGACACUGAAAGGGCAGGUCCUAGCCACGGAGGGGCGGAGGACGACGGAUGGGUGUGGCUUCUGGACCUGGAGAGAUCUGUGGCGCUGGCGAUUGGACGCUGCCUGGGCGGGAUGCUGCAGGGACCGCCCCCUUCUGUCCAAGAGAGGACAUCAGAAUACUGGCUGUGUAACCCUCUCCUCAGGAACGGACUGGAGAUGGACUUUGAACAACUGGACUCCAGCACAGCGUGGCUCACCGAGGCAGUGCUGCUUGGUUGUCCUGAUGCCAAGCUGGCAGACCUGUGUUUGAGCGAGGAGAACAGCAUGUUGAUGGAGCUAGCUCUAGGAUCGUCUAGGGAGCCUGCUGGAGGCCUGUGGAGGAAGAUGAAGGAGUACGCCAUCAGCAGGGACUGGGAUAACAGCGGCCCCUCGGGUGACUCCCUGUUAGAGACGGCGUGUCGCUGCAGCCUGGCUGCUCUCCUCAAACACACAGGGCUACAAGAUGAGGCCUACUGGCAGGACAAGUACGAGCCGUGUGAGAUGCUGAUAGAGAUUUAUGAGAUGGUGUAUAAGAUCAGGAGUGCUCUGCUGGCACAUAAAGACUCUCCAGGGACUACAGCCAACACACAGGCCCUGGCUAACAGUAAACAGAGUCCCAGUGGGCAGGACCGGCAGGAACCGGGUCCCUCUGGUAGAGAGCAGCAGGCGGACCGGGGGAAAGAUCAGGACCCUGAGCUGGGGGGUCACAGUGGAGGUCACGGGACUCACCAGGGAGGGCAGUUCCUCCCCACGACUGCAGAACACAACCAGGAGGAGGGGCCAGAGGAGGACACACCCAGCAUCAGCAGUAUGUACCUGCCGGAGGUUCUCCAGUGCUUCCUGGCCACGCGGGAGGCCAUGCAGCUACAGCAGAACGAGACUGUCUACGAGUCUUCCGGGACCUCCACCCUCCCCAGCAGCACAGAGAGCCCCGGUACCCCAGAAAGAGAGCCCCCUAACACGCAGGGCUGGGAGCGGCGGAGGGGGUCUGAAGAGGGCAUGUCAUUCCCUGUAGCCUGCCACCUGGUUGUGUCCCGCUGUGUGUUUCUCCUCUUGGGGGUCCGGCCCGCGUGGCAGGAACAGAGUGAAGAGACAGGGCAGGCGGAGAGCACUGGAGCCAGGAAAUCAACUUCAUCUACAGAUUCUCUACUCAGCCCAAAGGCCGAACAGAGCAGAUUCACCUUGGGCAGUAGAAAACCAUCUGCAGGCCAGUCCAGAAACUCCUUCAAGAAUAGAAUGGGUCUACCACUGUGUUCCCUGGGCAUCAUGAAGGAUGCGUGGGAGCGGCUACGCCAGUGCAUCAGCCCCACCACCAGCUCCAUGUGCCAGGGCGGGGCGGGCAGCUCGUCCAGCGUGCUCAGCCAGGUCUUUCACUUCCUGUGUGGGAGCCUGCUCCGUCCGACCCCACCCUCCUCGUUACUGGAGAGAGAGGCAGGCAGCCAGGCAGACCCCAAGGCCAUCACAUUGGCCAUGUACCAACAACAGCAGAGGGCAGAGGUCCGUCUAGAGGCGUUGUGCCAGAUCUCUUCCUUCCUGUCUGAGAUGGAGGAGAAGAGUAGUGGUUCAGGCUCCUCUCCUCCCUUGCGGUUCCCUGGCUUGUUACAAUCUGUUCAACUGCAGUUCCUGUCUGGCUGCUUCGGACUGGGGACACCUAUCACAGGCUGCCAGUCUGGAGACAACGACCAGAUGAACCACUACACUUCUGGGACCCAGUCGGCGUCUAUGUUUACCCAGAGAGAGCUGCAGUCUGCUGCCCACACCCUCUACCAGCAGGUGGUCCGAGUCCUGAGACAGAAGGUCCUCACGGAGAGGGAACAGACAGGCUCCUACCAGCCUCUGUUGUUGGCCACAGUGUUUGCCUUGAAUUUCCACUACCAGCCAGUAGAUCUGGUGGUGGUCUGUAAGUCUGGCAUCCUGGAGAUCCUGCCGUUGCUGACAGACAACACGUGUGUUCUGAUGAACCAGCGCUGGCUGGUAGCCUCUGUGUCAGGAAGCAUGCUGCUGAAUGGAGCCGUAAAACUGGCCUGUGCCCGGCUACUGCAGAUACUGGCCAUCGCUGCUAGUUCGUGUGAGGACUCCCUGCCUCUGGACGUGUCUCAGGCCCUGCUGGAUGUGAUGUGUGAGCAGCUCCAGAGUCUGUUACACAUGGUCCACCAGCAGGAGGCGCUGGAGAACACGGCAACAGAGGAAGCAGACCAGGACACCUCCACCAAGAGGAUCCGGAUAGAGGGGAUGGAGAUGGUGCGGAGCAGUAGGGUCAUUGAGUCUCAGCUCGCUGACUUCUUGGUAUUCCUGAGGCGUAUCCUGUCGCUAAGGGUGACCAAGAGAGUCUCUGCCUUCAUCAAGUGGAUCGAUCCACUCAUGACCAUCAUCUCACACAAGUGCUCUUCUGGUUCUCCACGAUUCCGGAACUUGAGAACCAAACUGUUAGCCUUCCACAUUCUGGAAGGUCUGUUACCGGCCUGUUCUGAUACAGCACAGAUUGAACAGAUAGUUGAUCAGCUGUUUGGGCUUCUCUCAGUGUGUAUGUGGGAGGAGCCUUUAGCUGUGAAGAAGAACCAAGAGAAAACAGCAGAGAGCUCCAACAGGGACCCAGGAAGUGAAGAUGAGUCUAUUCCUAUUGGAGACUUCUCCUUUGACCCCUACAAGCUGAUCUGCUGCUCGUUGGAGAGCGGCAACGUCCUGUCUCAUGGAUCAGGAGGGAAGGGGUACGGCCUCGCCACCACAGCCAUCAACUCCGGCUGCUUCAUAUGGAAGUUCAACAUCACCAAGGAGAACAAAGGGAACGAGGGCACUUGUAUCGGAGUGUCUCGCUGGCCCAUCCGGGACUACAACCACCGUACCACCACAGACAUGUGGCUGUACCGGGCCUACAGCGGUAGUCUGUACCACGGAGGGGAGCUGGGCCGGGCCCUGCCAUCUUUCACUCAGGGAGACACCAUCACCUGCAUCCUGGACAUGGAGGCUAGAACCAUCUCUUUUGCCAAGAACAACAAGGAGCCUAAGUUGGCUUUUGAAGGUGUGGAGGCCACGGAGUUGUACCCUUGUGUGUUAUUCUACAGCAGCAACCCUGGAGAGAAGGUGGCGCUGUGUGACCUCCAGAUGAGAGGCAUGCCCAGUGACCUGCUGCCUGGUGAACCACUGUGUUCCCCCCGCACCACAGUACUGCUGGAGGCCACGGUGCAGCUCCUCCGCAGGCUGCACCAGUGUGACGGCUACUGGACACAACACAUCAACCAGCACAUGCAGAGCCGGCUGGAGCUCAUAGGACCGCUCAUGAAGGAGGGAGGCCUGGGGACCGUCAAACAUGCAGGCCCAAGACCUAAAGGAAUUGAUGAAAGGGAGAAGAACAAGGAGCAGGUCAGGACUUGUGUUGGAGAGGAGACUGUAGAACCAGGAGACUUGGUGACGGGACCUUCAGGCCUCUCUGAGACCCAGCUGGGUGCUUUGUGCUCUGAGGUGUGGCCGGUGCUGGCCCUGAUCGGAGGAGUGGACAGUGGGCUCCGGGCAGGGGGGCUCUGCCUCCAUAAACCCAGUGGGAGAAGGGCUACCCUGCUGGGGGUACUGAAGGAAGGAAGCCCCCUAGCCAAGCUUCAAUGGGAGGAGGCUGACCUCUCUGUCAGCUUCCUGAAUUCUUGGUCACCCAGCGACACCCCGCUCUCCUCCUUGGAGCCCUGUGACGUGCCCCAGUGUGACGUCAGCAGAUUCCGAGGCCUCAAACCCUCUGUCCUCUUAGACCUGAUCUUCCUGACCGGCCUCCUGGAGGAGCAGGGGGAGGCCCGGGAACGAGGAGGAGGCGCAGGGAGAACCAGGAAGAGCUGCUCCUCCGAGCAGGAAGAGGAGGGAUGGAGCAUCCCUCGGAGUGUGCUGGAACGCAGGCUAGAUGAAGACAUCGCCCGUGUCAUGAUGGACGAUGAUGACAUUGAAAGAGGCACUGGGCUAACAGAGGAGAGGGAGGAGAGGGAAGGAGAGAGGGAGAGGAACAGUCACCCGUCCCCAACUAGAGCGCUCUCAGAGUCCUGUGACGAUCCAGAGGAGGGUAGUACCUCGUCCUCCUGCCCCCCAACUCCAACCCCAACCCUACCAACCCCCUCCCCCCAUCAGACCAAGCCCCAGCCAGAUGUCUUCUCCCUGGAGCUCCGGGCUGUAAGGGUUUCCUACCUCCUGCUGGGAGCCUUAAAGUCCCUGGCUGUCAUCCUCAGCUGUGGGAAGUUUACUGACCUGCUGCUGGUGCCAAAGCAUCAAGACCCCUCUACUGCUGCCAUCCUGACCAGUAGCAGCCCUGACCAGGCUAAGCCAGGGGACUCUGGUUUGAGCCCUGCCCCAGCCGGAGAAGACAGCAACGCUGCUGAAAUGAGGUCUGUGCUACAGUUUAUGGUGCGGAGCAUGGUGAAGUGGGCUGUGCGACCCUGCCCUAUCAAACAGAGUGUGUCCCUGUCAGACCUGGAGAGAGCUCAGGUCCUAAUCUUCAAAGGAACUCUCAACAGACUGCAGGAAGACAAAGGAACCAAAGACCGGAAGGAGCCUGGUCACCACUCCUCGUCCCAGCCGCUGUCAAAGACUUCCAGCUCUGUGUCUCUCUACAGCACGGGGUCAGAGGGCACCGCCAUCUUUGGUCAAUCAAACGGAGCCUCUGCCUCGUCCUCCACCAAUGACCUGGCUGCUUCUCUGCUCUCUGCGCUGCAGGCCGAUGGCCUGGAGAACUUUAACCCCUUCCUCCCCAUCAACCUCCUGCAGCGGAUGGUGUUAGCACGGUUCCCUACCCUGGCCGGCCUGGUUAAUAACCCCCCCAUGUUGCACGGUCCUGGCCCAGGCUUCGGCCUUGCCACCUCGUCUUCCUGUGAGGGCUUCACAGAGCAGCAGACCAGCUUCAUGGAGCCCUGCGCUAAUUCUCAGGCCAGGAGCCGUGGCGCGGAACGGCCUCAAAUGUUUGUCCCAGUCCGCUUACUAGAAAUGGGCUUCUCUAUGAGACAUAUCUACAAGGCCAUGGAGGCAGCAGGUGUGGCAGGUGAAGUAGACUCGCGGACCAUCGAGGUGCUGGCUAGCUGGAUGUUGGAGCACCCCCUGACUGAGGAGCUACAGAUGGAGAGCCAGCCAGCAGGAGCCUCCACCACUGAAACCCCCUCCCCUGACGGACCGGAGACCGUACAGUGCCCCGAGGCCCCCACCAGCGAACCCAACGAAAGUCUGCUGGCGGGCCUGGACCUGGUGGAGAGGGAGAACUUCUUAGAUGUCCACCUGACCAGGAACAGGCCGCCCCCGGCCAGACGCCAGCGCUCCAGUUUGGGGCACAGAACAUCCUUUAGGAGAGCAGACUCUCCGUCCCCCAACCCCAUCCCACCGCUGUACAGGCAGGACCCAGGGGUGUCUGAGUGGCCGGAGAGGGCGGAGACGCACCCGUUUGCUGCUGAGGAGGAGUCAGAGUUGGGGUACAUGGAUGACCCCUACCAUGAAGAGCCCUAUGAGGAGCUACAGUUUAGAGAGUUCAUCAGCUCGGAGAGAGACACCCUCUGGAUGGUCGAGGGGGGCGAGGAGCACCAGCCCCAUGACAUGGUACAGUGUGAGCUGUGUAACACCCUGACUCUGCAGUUCAACAACCACAUGAAGAGGCAUCACCCGGGCUGUGGCCAGAGUGCUGGCCGGCGAGGGUACCGCUCUACCGGGGCAUACGUGGACGGGUGGUUCGGAGGGGAGUGUGGGUCCGGUAGCCCUUACUACCUGCUCUGUAGCACCUGUAGAGAGAAGUACCUGGCAGCUAACCUAGGGGAGAUUGGAUCCAAACAUGACCGAAUGAAAGGGCUUGCUUCUGAUUUAAUUGGACGACUGGACAGCACCUCCGAUGAAGACUGGGAGCUGGGCCCUCUAGACGACUCUGACCCAGACCGGCUGACUGGGCUGGAGGACUUUGGGGUGUUGCUGAGGCCUCUGGGUCUGAGUGAGAAGAAGCUGGUGCCAGACCCCAUCCCCUUCACAGAAAACGACCCGCUGGGAGCGCUGGUCAACAGCACCAGUAACCCUGACGGGUCAAUGAUCCAGAAAGGUGUGGUCAGCAUUGACACUAAGGGGUUAGGUUCCUCCGGCCCUCUGACUCUGGGGGAGCAGGCUGCAUCGCUGAGAGACCCUCAGGACAGACUGCAGGCUCUAAGGAGAGUCACCUCUACAGCCCAGAUACUACUGGCAUACAGCAUGGUGAUGAGAGCACUCUCCCAAACAUCCUCUAGUGUGUCAGUGUGCAGUGCCUCUAGUGGUCUGGAGGGCUUGGGCCUGGCAGACAUCCGUAUCCUGGUGCGUCUGAUGUGCCUUGCAGCGGCAGGCCGGGUCCAUACCAGUGUUGACCAGCAAGGGGUAGCACGGGGUAGCAGAGGCUGUGGUGGGGCUACAGAGAGCAGCAGCUCUGCCUUCCUCUCCUUCCUUAGCUCAGCUAUAGGCAGCCUGGUCUCACACAGCCCCACAGCAUACAGGGAGCUGGUGGACAUCUGCACUCAGGAUCUGAUGGCGGCUGCCACAGGGAUGAACCUUGGUGCCAUCAGUGAUCCUGCACAGAGAGUUCGUCUGACCUCCACCCUGAAGAGGGCGCCACAACAAGAUGUCACACCCCUCACACCUCCCACCUUCCUGGUCACACAGAGUCUGGUCUCCCUGCUCACAGAGAAGGGCAUCCGCUACCGCUAUUCUCCAGAGAGAACCGUUACUGAGCAGCACGAGUCUAAAGGUCCAGAGGCUGGUAGCCCGUCUGCUGCAGUACCUCCUCCCCAGGUGGGGGCGAGAGUGGGCCCUCUGGAGCUGGCCAACGCCCUGGCUGCCUGUGCCCUGUCUGCCAGGCUGACCAGUAAACAUCGUCAGUGGGCAGCCCAGCAGCUGGUCCAGGCCCUGGCAGCCUCAGAGAGGGAGAGGGACAACCCCAUCCGGCCUCAGACCUACAGCGACAUGGCUGGAGACCUGAGGAAGUGUCCUCUGAAGAAGCUAGAGGGACAUCACGGCAGGGUGACUAGCUGUACUUGGAACAAUGAGCAGGGUCUGUUGGCCACUGGAGCUCAGGACGGGACAGUCAGAUUGUGGGACGUCAACCAGAACACUGCUGACCUGCAGUGCACACACUCCUGUAGCAUCAGUGAUGACAGACGGGGCUCUGAGGCAGCAGGUGGAGCUCACCUGGUGUCUCCUGUCUAUUGGAGCUCUGGAGGUACCCUCCUCGCUGCCUUCCAAAACAAGAUCAUCAACAUCUGGACUGUCAAUGGAGCCCAGGGCCAUGUGGAGGCCCAGCCGUCCUGGGUGACAGCCCUCUCCUGGGUGCAGACCUCCAGCCCCUUCCCCACCCAGGGAGGCAUCGCCGGGAAGGAUGCCCAGCCAGAGAGCCUGUUGGUGGGGCGUCUGGACGGAUCACUCUGCUGGUUGCAGGUCACUGAAGACUUCUCCAUUGAGAGCACCGAGCUCACCCGCUGCCACAGGAAAGAAUCUCCUCAGUGUGUGGCGUGGCACAGUGUGGACAAGCCCUUUGCUGUGGGUUACCCUGAUGGGAAGAUCCUACUGGCUACCGCUGAAUCCUACGAGACUGAACAGCCCCUACUACUGUCUGCCUUCCCUGAGAGUGUCAGCAUCCUGCGCUGGGACCCCACGGGCCACCUCCUCCUCUCCACUGGCCGGUCUGAGGUGGUGAAGAUCUGGGGGCGGGCGGGAGGCACCUGGAUCACCCUCCACUCCCUGUUCCACACAGGCACCGUCAACACGGCCGAGUGGUGCCCGCUGCCUGGCAGAGGUCCCGAACCACGCCUUAUGAUGGCUGUAGGGAGCCAGAAUGGUCUUCUGAAUGUGUGGACUCUGCCACAGGGGGGCACUAAUGUGUCAGUUCCUAAGUUCCUGGGCAGCUCAUCCAGUCAGGAGAACAACAGUGGCAUCAAGCGUGGCAGUGCCAAGUGUGUGUUUCGACUGAGUGGUCACAUCACAGCGGUGAAGACCCUGUCGUUCUGCCCCAGUGGUCUGGCCCUGGUGUCUGGAGGUAUAGGAGGACUACUCAACAUCUGGUCUCUACAGGAUGGUUCCAUCCUACAGACAGUGGUGACAGGCCUAGGCUCAGUGGUCAGUACCACCUGGAUACCAAAUGUAGGGGUGGCUGCCUGCUCCGGCAGGUCAAAGGAUGCUCUGCUGAUCCGCUGUACGUCAGACUGGAUCUCCCAGAACCACGUGUUGGCAUCCUGCCGCACCGUCCUCAGAACACAGGGCAUUCUGGGUCUGAACCGUGCACCCUGCAUGGCCGUCUUCCUGGAGAGACUUCCCACACUGCUGCAGGAACAGUACAGCUACGAGAGGAGUCACGUGACAGCGGGUGACCAGUUGGUCCACAGUGCCUUCCUCCAGAGUCUGGCCUCUCUGACCGUCGGCCUUUCCCUGGAACAGUACCUGUGUCGGCCCUGCCGACCCCCCCACCACCACCCUGCCAGCCUCAGCCUCGACCACACACACUCCUGCCCCAUGGAGUGGAGCUGGCUCCAAACCUUCUCCACCACUGUGAAGAGCGCGGAGGCCAUCGCCAGGGGAACAGCGUUCCCAGAAUCCUUCACUGUCCCAGAGUUCCAGCAGGCAGGAACCACAGAACUCACCAAGCCCCUGGACAAUAGUAAGUGGAGCUUCAUGAUGGACGAACAACUCAUGUCCUGGGCCACCACCAGACCUGAGGACUGGCAACAGGGAGGGAAGAGUCAGGUGUUUCUGUGGGGCAACGGGCGUCACGGACAGCUGGCAGACGCAGGGACCAACCUGAUGGUGCCUACCAUCGCCCCGUCUCUGUCCCAGACACAUCAGGUUGUGUGUGGGCAGAACUGUACAUUCCUGGUACAGGCGAACGGUACGGUGCUGGCUGUAGGAGAGGGUAGCUAUGGGAGACUGGGCCAGGGCAACUCUGAUGACCUAUAUACCCCCACAGUUAUCUCAGCCUUGCAAGGCUACGUGGUGACCCAGCUGGUGACCUCUUGCGGUUCUGACGGCCACUCCCUGGCCCUGACGGAGACGGGGGAGGUGUUCAGCUGGGGUGACGGGGACUAUGGGAAGCUGGGACAUGGGAACAGUGAGAGACAGAGACGACCCAAACAGGUGGAGGCUCUGCAGGGAGAGGAGGUGGUGCAGUUGGCAUGUGGGUUCAAACACUCAGCCGUGAUUACAACAGACGGGAAGCUGUUGACCUUCGGUAGUGGAGACUCUGGUCGUCUGGGUCAAAGGUCAACGUCCAACAAGAUGCUGCCAGAGAGAGUCACGGCGCUGGAGGGAUAUCACAUUGGACAGGUGUCCUGUGGUAUCAACCACACCCUGGUGCUGUCCUCCGAUGGGAUGAGUGUCUGGUCCUUUGGUGACGGGGACUAUGGGAAGCUGGGGACCGGUCCCUGCACUGUGAAGUCUUAUCCUCAGAAAGUGGAGCAACUGUGUAACAAGGGAAUCAAGAAGGUUGGCUGCGGGACCCAGUUUUCUGUUGUCCUGGCCAAAGAUGGGCAUGUUUACACCUUUGGACAAGAGCGGUUGAUCGGCCUGCCAGACUCUCUGUUGAAGAACCACAACCGUCCCCAGGUGGUGCCAGCCCUGGAGGGGGUGUUUGUAGAGGACAUAGCUGUGGGCUGUGAGCAUGUCCUGGUUUUGUCUUCUACCGGAGAUGUCUAUGCCUGGGGCUGUAACUGUGAGGGACAGCUUGGCCUGGGUCACUCAAGCCCAGUGAAGGAGCCCACCCUGGUGACAGCCCUACAGGGGAACAACGUCAGACAGAUCUCUGCUGGUCGCUGCCACAGCUCAGCCUGGACCACACCCUCACCCUCUGUCAAAGCCUCAGGUGCCUCAGCCAACCUGCAGCUGGGUCUGCCCCAGUCUAUCCCUCCCCAGUAUAACGCUCUGAAAGACUGCAGCCCUGACGUCCUCAACACCCGCCUCCGGGUGCUCUACCACUUCUCUGACCUCAUGUACAAGUCCUGGAGGCUGCUCAACCUCCACCCCAGGAACCAGGUGUCUUCAUCUCGCUACAGCUCAGGGACAGCAGCCAUCGUCCAGGGCCAGCUGAGAGGCCUCCUGUCCCCCAAGGUCAACACUCUACCCCUGGUCAGAUCAAUAGGGAGGACCAUGACCCAGGGCAAGACCUACGGACCCCAGAUCACUGUCAAGAGGAUCUCAACCAGGGGGCGCUCCAGCAAGCCCAUCUUUGUGCAGAUCGCCAAGCAGGUGGUCUCUCUGAACCCCCUGGAGCUGAGGCUGCCCUCCAGGGCCUGGAAGGUCAAGCUGGUGGGGGAGGGGGCUGACGACGCAGGGGGGGUGUUUGAUGAUACCAUCACGGAGAUGUGUCAGGAGUUGCAGUCUGGUGUGGUUGAUCUGCUCAUUCACACCCCCAACAGCUCUACUGACGUGGGAAGUAACACCGACAGGUUCCUGCUGAACCCAGCGGCAGUCUCUGAAGACCACAUGGUCCAGUUCCGUUUCCUAGGCAUCCUGAUGGCGGUGGCCAUCCGUACCAAGAAGCCCCUGGACCUGCACCUGGCCCCCUGGGUUUGGAAGCAGCUGUGUUGUAUUCCCCUGGGUGGGCCGGACCUGGAGGAGGUGGACCUGCUUACCUACCGCUCCCUGCACGGCAUCCGGCACCUGGACAACAGCGGUAUCACAGAGGACAACUUCCACGUGAUGAUUCCUCUGGACUCGUUCAUGGCCCACAGUGCAGAUGGGAAGCUGGUGGCGGUGGUCCCUGGGGGACACAACAUCUCUCUCACCUUCUCCAACAAGAGUGACUACGUAGAGAGGACUCUGGACUACCGCCUGCACGAGAUGGACAGACAGGUAGCAGCGGUGAGAGAGGGGAUGUCCUCCAUCAUCCCGGUGCCUCUCCUCUCUCUACUCACGGCGCGCCAGCUAGAACAGCUGGUCUGCGGUCUGCCCGAGGUCUCUGUGGAGAUGCUCAAGAAAGUAGUCCGAUACCGCGAUAUCACAGACAGUCACCAGCUGAUUGGCUGGCUGUGGCAGAGUCUGGAGGAGUUUGCCAAUGAGGAGCGGGUUCUAUUCCUGCGCUUCGUGUCCGGAAGGUCCAGACUGCCCUCCAACCCCGCUGACAUCACUCAGAAGUUCCAGAUCAUCAAGGUUGACAGGCCUGUGAACGGGCUCCCCACAGCCCAGACGUGUUUCUUCCAGCUGCGUCUGCCCCCCUACACCAGCCAGGCCAUCCUGGCCGAGAGGCUGCGUUACUCCAUCCACAACUGUCCCUCCAUCGACAUGGACAACUACAUGCUGUCUCGAAACACCGACCCGGCCGACGGAUCCGACACAGAGUAUUGAUGAUGCUGGUAGUAAUAAUACUGGUGAUGUCGAUAGUAAUGAUACUGAGUACUGAUGAGACCCCCUGCUCAAUAACAACAAUAACAACAA